Messenger RNA from Fomitiporia mediterranea MF3/22, 340 nucleotides. RefSeq lists its product as uncharacterized. The record is from RefSeq and is a predicted model, not a curated record. The transcript has 10 exons. Lineage: Eukaryota; Fungi; Basidiomycota; Agaricomycetes; Hymenochaetales; Hymenochaetaceae. The annotation marks the transcript as partial.
GUGUGAAGUUGUCUACAAUUAUAUUCUGACUUUCAAAGAUGAACAUACAUUAGUGUGGCCAAAGAGAUGGUCACUCCUGAAAGUCCUGUUCUUCCUGGUCUACUAUCUUCCCUUUGUGGACUUGACAAUAAUAAUUGUAAGCCUACUGUUCUUACAGAGUAAACCUUUCUCUGAUCCAACCUUUAAUUCAGUCAUCCUUACUGUAAUAAUGUAUUACUUUACAAAGUCUAUAGAAGACAGUAACAUCCUCAUUAGAGACUGGAUUCUUCUAAUGACAUACAAAUCAGUAUAUACUUUGUUUAAGGAUAGUACUAUUUUCUAUAUCUGUAUCUAUAUAUGA